Messenger RNA from Nezara viridula (southern green stink bug), 1109 nucleotides. The record is from the annotation of a GenBank genome assembly. NCBI's taxonomy places the organism in Eukaryota, Metazoa, Arthropoda, Insecta, Hemiptera, Pentatomidae.
CGGAAGGUUAAGUAGUAAACAAUCUAUUUUAGAUUUUAGGUUUAGUGAAAAUAUUUGAACAAUUUUCAAGAUGACAACUGCAAUGGAAGUUGAUGAUUCUAAUAAAAAUGUUAUGGCAUCUUCCAACGCCGUUGGGAGUGUUUCAUUGUCUCUUCAUCCUCUUGUUCUGAUGAAUAUUUCUGAGCAUUGGACCAGGAUAAGAGCUCAGGAGGGUUCAGCACAGCAAGUUAUCGGAGCUCUUAUUGGAAAACAGAAAGGAAGGAAUAUUGAACUGAUGAAUUCUUUCGAACUUAUGUUUACACGUAUUGAUGGUGACAUCAUUAUCGACAGAGAAUAUUACAACACAAAGGAAGAGCAAUUCAAACAAGUAUUCUCUGACCUCGAUUUCUUGGGAUGGUACACAACCGGAGAUGCACCAGACGAUAGCGAUAUUAAGAUUCAUCGGCAAAUAUGUGAAAUAAACGAAAGUCCAGUUCUACUGAAACUUAAUCCUCAAGCAAGACAUAGCGAUCUGCCAGUAACGUGCUAUGAGUCCGUUAUUGAUCUUGUCGAUGGAGAAGCUACAAUGUUAUUUGUUGAGCUUCAUUACACUCUCGCUACAGAGGAAGCUGAAAGAAUUGGAGUCGACCAUGUCGCCAGAGUGUCAAACAAUGAUGCAACUGAAAGUUCAUUAGUUGCUGAACACUUAAGUGCGCAACAUUCUGCUAUCAAAAUGCUCCAUUCCCGAGUUAAGCUUGUAUUGGAAUACCUUCGUGGAGUCGAGACUGGGCAGUUACCAAGAAAUCAUGAAAUAUUGAGGAGUGUAUAUUCUCUUAGCCAUCGCCUUCCUGUCGUUCAAGGCCAAUAUUUUCAUCAGGAAUUUUAUAAUCAAUGUAACGAUGUUGGUCUGAUGACCUACCUCGGAAUCAUUACAAAAGGUUGCAACGAUAUGAACCAGCUAGUGAACAAAUUCAACUUGCUCUACGACAGGCAGGCUAGCUUCGGAAGAAGGCUCAAGGUUAUUCUGUAAAUAUUGUCUCUUAAAGAAAAAUAAAAAAGAAGAAAAAAUUUCCUAUAAUAUAUUAAGAAUUGUAAAUAUAUAUACAUAAUUAUUUCAAAACUGUUCUAAU